CUCCCGGGUCCUCCUCCUCCCUCAGCCCUGGUCCCUCCCUCCAGCCUCCACCUCCUCACCGGGGCUCUGUGUUAUAUGCAAACCGAGCAGCAGACACCUCCCUCCGCAGUUCAGGCUGAACUUUCAAUGGACGUACUCUUCUAACCGAACUUUCUUCUCCCGUUUGCCCGCCAGAGGAGGAAGUGAAGCCCGGGGCGGUUCACCUCACCUCUCCGCUGAAACUGCGACUCAUCCCGGGGAACCUGUGCAGGAGGAAUACCUCCAUUUGAACUUCCGGACAAACUUCCUGCUGCUGGUGUUCUUCUCCCCGUCGCGUCGGGUCUGAUCCUCCCAUCGACCACCAUGUCUCUCCGGACCAGCCAGAAGACGACCAGCACCUCCUACCGGACCGUGAACCUGGCCCCGCAGGAGCAGGUGUCCACCACCUCCUACCAGACCGUGAACUUGGCCCCGCAGGAGGAGGUGACCAGAACCUCCUACCGGACCGUGAACGUGGCCCCGCAGGAGCAGGUGUCCACCACCUCCUACCGGACCGUGAACGUGGCCCCGCAGCAGCAGGUGACCGGCACCCUGAUCUCCUCCGGGUCCGUGUCCCCGCAGAACGACUUCCCCUACGAGACGGUGCGGUACCUGGUGCCGAUGCAGCAGGGCAUGCAGCAGCACCAGAACUUCGUGAUGAUGCCGCAGCAGGUGAUGCAGCCCAUGAUGCAGCCCAUGAUGCAGCCCAUGGUGCAGCCCAUGAUGCAGCAGGUGGUUCGGUGCGUGUCCCCCAUGUACGUGCAGACCCUGCCCCGCCAGCGGAAUCUGCUGAGCGUCAGCAGCCAGGAGUCCGACCUGUACCUGCAGCAGCAGACCGUGGAGAGCGUCAGCGGGAAGUCGUCGAUGUACAGCCUGUCGUCCAGUCCUGUCAAGAGCCCUGAGCCGAGCGCUGAGGAGUUUGACAGACAGGUGUUUGCAGAGAGUGAAGGUGCUCUCUGUGUGAAGAAAGAGGAGGAGGAGGAGGAGGAAGAGGAAGAAGAAGAGGAAGAAGAAGAGGUGGAGGUGGAGGAGGUGGAGAUCAUCAACGUCAUAACACAGAAGCCGCCGCCGGCGAUAGAGAGGAUCUCCAGGACGGAGGUGAGGAGCGAGCUGAGGGAGGUGCCCCAGCCGACCAAGAUGGACACGCGCUACUUCGGAGAGCUGCUGGCCGACGUCUACAGGAAGAACUGUGACAUCCACUCCUGCAUCUCGGAGCACGUGUCCAAGAUCCGUGGACAUAAACAUCAGCUGGAUCCCAGCAACGACUACAAGGUGGAGAAGGAGGAGGUGGAGGCCUUGAUUCCCAAAGGAGGCACUGAACUGACCAAGCAGCAGAUCCGUUACCUGCUGCAGACUCGUCUCACUGCAGAUAAGAGCAUGCGCCUCCUGCUCUCCACCUUCAGCAGUCUGAGGGAGGAGCUCCUCCACAUGUCCGAGGACCUGCGGCGUCUGGAGAUGGAGAAGGAAUCACUGGAGCGAGAUCUGAGCUUCAAAGCAGACCAGGCCAAACAGUAUGAUGUCCUCCUAGAGGCCGUCCGGGAGAACAACAGGCAGCUGCAGCUGUCCCUGAAGGAAACCAGCACCUCCCAGCGCUCCCUGGAGAGCCAGCUGUCCAGCAGCAGAAACACCGACUCCAGCCGCGAGUUCCAGGUCAAGGAGCUGGAGGGACGGAUGAGGGCGCUGGAGAAAGAGAACGAGAUGCUUCGAACCAAGCUGGCGGGUCAGGGCAGCAGCACCACCCUGCACAUCAAGACGGAGGAGCUGUCCCGCCAGUACAAAGAUCAGCUGAGCGCCAUGAGACAAGAGAAAGACUCAGAGAUAACCAGGCUCAGGACCCAGAUCACACGGAUCCAGACGGAGACGACCAGCGAGAAGUCCUCGUCGGACAAGAGCCUCCACCUGAAGAUCUCAGAGCUGCUGGUCAUGUUGGAGCAGCGGCAGACCACCAUCACCCGGCAGGAGGAGGAGAUCCAGAAGCUGAUGAGGGAAAAGAACGACAGCUCCAAGAACGUCACCAAGACCACCAUCACCAAGAGAUACAGGAACCAGUACCCCAUCCUCGGUCUGCUCGGCGACGACUACAUUUCGAGUUCUUCCUCCAACAUCAAAGAGGACAAGACCAUCACAAUCGAGAGAACUGGAGAGAUUAUCAAACAGGAAAUCAUUACUUCACCUUAAAGACACACUGCUUCUCUCCGACAGGAAUGAUUGAACGACAAGAAGACGUCCUGUCCCCCCCCCCCCCCCCC
This is a messenger RNA of Pleuronectes platessa (European plaice), 2267 nucleotides long. RefSeq names its product POF1B actin binding protein (gene pof1b). The record is from RefSeq and is a predicted model, not a curated record. The transcript is spliced from 14 exons. Gene Ontology annotation, cellular component: bicellular tight junction; adherens junction; actin filament. The coding region runs from base 343 to 2196 and encodes 617 amino acids. Gene Ontology annotation, molecular function: actin filament binding. Gene Ontology annotation, biological process: actin filament organization; epithelial cell morphogenesis; bicellular tight junction assembly. NCBI's taxonomy places the organism in Eukaryota, Metazoa, Chordata, Actinopteri, Pleuronectiformes, Pleuronectidae.